CGUUGUCUGCCCAGUUAAACAAUCUUCUCUUCGGUUGUGUGUCUCGAUUCUUCCACGUGGAACAAGUGCGUCUGUGCGUGCGUCUGACAGUGAGUGCGAUGAUGAUGGUGCGCGCCACCAUUGGCCGGUUGGUCGGAUUGGUGAUGGUGACGGUGGUGGUCGUCCGGGCUCAGCAAUCCGCGCCAUUCGGCGUUCCGUCAACGCUGGCCAGCAUCGUCGGUGGUUUACUGCCACGGAAUGAUACGCUCUGUGACCUGCAGCUCACUGCGCUGCGUGCGGGCCUGCAGGCCAAGGAGCUGUGGUCCCUGGAGUUCGGUGACGCCUGGGGUAAGUGGCCAGCCGGUGUGCUGGCGGGCAAUUUCUACGAGCUCGGCCACUAUGAUCAGUGUGUGGGAUUGCGCCAUACCGCUAGCGGCCCGGUUGGUACGAUCGAGGGUCGCUACUGCCUCUUGACCGUACCGCUCGAUCGCAUCCUGCCAAAACCGCAGCUACAGCAGCACCAACAGCGUAUCAUGCCGGGUACGUCGGCCGGUGUAUGGGCGGUACAUCUCGGUGCCUGCCUGCCUGCCACCUGUACCGCCGACUAUAUCCUCCAGCGGCUCAGCACUAGCGCGGUGACGUUGCCGGUGAGCGGGCUGGUAUGCAACUCCACCGUACCACCGCUCGGUACCUCGCAGUUCAUCACGAUCGGGCUGUUCGCCGGGAUAGGGCUGCUGGUCCUCGCCAGUACCGUUUAUGAUGUGUUGAUACGCUGGGUGGGGGUCGCGCCUGCUCACACCAGCCUCACCAUCUGCUCACUGUACACUAACGCCCGCAAGCUGCUGGCAACGAGCGGGCCCCGGCCCGGCCACGAUCCAUCCAGCAAGUCCAGCACAAUCGACUGCAUCCACGGGAUCCGGGUGCUGUCGAUGGUUUGGGUAGUGUUCAGCCACAAUUACGUCCGGAUCGGCAUGGUACCGCUCCUCAACUCACCCGUCAUUCUUACGUGGCUCCGUUCGUACCACAGUAUGCUGGUGGUGGCGUCGACCGUCUCGGUCGACACGUUCUUCCUGCUGAGCGGCCUGCUGACCUGCUGGAGCAUCCUGAAUGCGCUCGAUCGGCACGGUGGCCGGUUGAACCUGCCGGUGAUGUACGCCCAUCGGUACCUCCGGCUGACACCCGCACUAGCCGCGCUCGUCCUCUACACGGCCACCCUGAUGCGGUACAGCGGAUCCGGGCCGUUUUGGGAUGGCGCGAUGACGCUGAUGGCGGACAACUGCCGCGACUACUGGUGGUCGACGCUACUGUACGUGCAAAACUACGUUAACCCGGGCGAACUGUGCCUCGGCCACUCCUGGUACCUGUCGGUCGAUAUGCAGCUCUACCUCGCCGCACCGUUUCUCGUCUAUCCGCUGUGGCGCUGGGGUCGCCGGGUGCUGCUGCUCCUAGCGGCCCUCCUGCUCACCUCGAUGGUCACCGUGUUCGUGCUGUUUAUUGCGUACGAUCUACGGCUCUCGUUUCUGGCGGUCGAUGGGGAGCGUGUCCGGCAUCGCUACACCUACUACCCGACGCACACGCGCAUGGGCGCCUGGUUGGUGGGGCUCGGCUACGGUUACGCACUCCAGCGCACCCGGAAGUACCGUGUGCGGCUUGCGGCGUGGCUCGUCGGUGCCGGUUGGUUCGCGGCCGCCACCACCAUGCUUGUCAUUCUGCUGUCCGCCUAUCCGCUGCACCAGCCCGGCUACGAGCAGCUACCGGUGGUGGCGGACGCGACGUACGAGGCACUGAAUCGCGUCGCCUGGGCCACCGCCAUCGGUUGGAUCAUCUUCGCCUGUGUCAACGGGUACGGCGGUGCGAUCGAUCGGUUUCUCGGCGCACCGCUCUGGCAACCGCUCGGCCGUCUCUCGUACGCGAUCUAUCUGCUGCAUCUGCCGGUCCAGCUGAUGAUGGCCGGCAGUAUUCGGCAACCGUACUACUUUACCGAUCUGCUCGCUACCUACCAGUUCUGGGGUGACCUCGGAUUCACCUGCACGCUCGCCCUCCUUUGGGUGCUCCUGUUCGAGUCGCCCAUCAUCGGGCUCGAGCGGAUACUGUUCCGAUCGCGUGCCGGCCGCGACGGUAACGAUGAUCGUGCUGACCAUAGUCGGAGUGUCGCCGACGUCACCGCCGUACCGGCCGGCAAGGAACAGCUAGCUAACAUCAAGCUGCACCGCUCCCUGACGCUACAAACUGCGCGACUCUAGUGCUUCGUGAAAUGUAAUAUAAAUAUGUAGAUGUAAAGAUGUAUAUGGACAUAACAAAUGGAUAUAACAACAAACGGGAGACGGUGGGGGGGGUGUUUCAUUUUGUUUAACUCUUACUUUUAAUGCACAAACAUUACAACGGCUAUUUAUAUAGUAACAAUAAUAAUGAUGAUCCAGCAAAUGAUCGAUCGAAUGA
This is a messenger RNA of Anopheles aquasalis, 2418 nucleotides long. Its product is annotated as nose resistant to fluoxetine protein 6-like. The record is from RefSeq and is a predicted model, not a curated record. Gene Ontology annotation, molecular function: acyltransferase activity, transferring groups other than amino-acyl groups. NCBI's taxonomy places the organism in Eukaryota, Metazoa, Arthropoda, Insecta, Diptera, Culicidae.